Rotaria sordida is the source of this 849-nucleotide messenger RNA. The record is from the annotation of a GenBank genome assembly. Lineage: Eukaryota; Metazoa; Rotifera; Eurotatoria; Philodinida; Philodinidae.
AUGCCUUAUUGUUGUGAAACUGUUCUUAAACCACAUAUAUUUAAUUCUACAAAUAAAACAUAUUGUAAAUGUUCAUUAGAAGAAUAUCGUUCUCAAUAUUGUGUACCAGCAUUUUCAAUUCAAUCACGUCAACGAUGUUCAAUUGUUUGUCUUCCAAAACGUCUUAAUACAUUUAAUAAACGAUCAUUUCGUUCAGAAAAAUUUCGAUUAUUCUAUGAGCGUGGUGAUCUUCCAUGUACUAUUCAUCAUACAACAAAAGGACAAUCUUUAAAAUGGUUUAUUGAUAAUAUAGAAACAUUAAAUAUUGAUUAUUAUUUACCAAUUUUUACUGAUGGUUUAUGUGAAAUAAAAUAUCCAUAUAGUUUUAUUGCUUUACAAGGUAUUUUAGAUUUACUUGAACAUGCUUCACAUAAAAUUGAUAUUGAAACACUUUCAAAAUUAAUUUUACCACUUAAACGUGCUCUAUAUACAAAUAAUCCGAUUGUUAUUAGUCGUGUUUUACUUGUUCUUCAAAAAUUAGCUCGUGGUAAUGAUGGUGCUAUUGGUAUUGCUUUAGUACCUUAUUUUAAUCAACUUUUACCUAUUAUUAAUAUUAUUAAAGAACGUAAUGAAGGAAAAUUUUAUCAAAAUCAAAAACAAUGUUAUAUAAUUGAUGAUUAUGAAAAAAAUAUUUCAAAUGAAAUUGUUCGUCUUAUUGAUAAAACAUUAAUUGUACUUGAACAAUUUGGUGGACAAGAUGCUUUUAUUAAUAUUAAAUUUUCAAUACCUACUUAUGAACAACAAGCUGAUAUAAAACAAUUAUCUAAUGCUCAAAUCGAUACAAUGGUACAACCAUUCAUGGAAAUUUAA